This is a messenger RNA of Pocillopora verrucosa, 1530 nucleotides long. The record is from RefSeq and is a predicted model, not a curated record. Lineage: Eukaryota; Metazoa; Cnidaria; Anthozoa; Scleractinia; Pocilloporidae.
UUUGCUUACCUGUACUAUGCUGCUGUGUCUUUUACAUUAAAUGUUUUUGGUGCACUCAAUGCAGAGGACGAAUCUGAAUGGAGUAAAAUCACCGAACUUAGGCUGAGAGGUCGGAAGGUCACCGAUACCGGUGUUGCCAGUCUAUGUCAAGCAUUACAGACACCAACGUGUGAAGUCACCAAACUUAAUCUGAGUGCUAAUCAGAUCACCGAUGCCGGUGUUGCCAGUCUAUGUCAAGCAUUACUUGCACCAUCAUGUGAAGUCACCGAACUUAGUCUGGCUGCUAAUCAGAUCACCGAUGCCGGUGUUGCCAGUCUAUGUCAAGCAUUACAGACACCAACAUGUAAAGUCAGCACACUUUAUCUAGGUUGUAAUCAGAUCACCGAUGCCGGUGUUGCCAGUCUAUGUCAAGCAUUGCAGACACCAACAUGUAAAGUCACAACCCUUUUUCUGAAUAAAAAUCAGAUCACCGAUGCCAGUGUUGCCAAUCUAUGUCAAGCAUUGCAGACACCAACAUGUAAAGUCACCGUUCUUAAUCUGAAAGAUAAUCAGGUCACCGAUACCGGUGUUGCCAGUCUAUGUCAAGCAUUACAGACACCAACAUGUAAAGUCACCAUGCUUUAUCUGGGUCGUAAUCAAAUCACUGAUGCCGGUGCUGCCAGUCUCUGUCAAGCAUUACAGACUCUAACAUGUAGAGUCACCACACUUCAUCUGGAUUCUAAUCAGAUCACCGAUACCGGUGUUGCCAGUCUAUGUCAAGCAUUACAGGCACCAACAUGUAAAGUCACCGACCUUAGUCUGGAAGAUAAUCUGAUCACCGAUGCCGGUGUUGCCAGUCUAUGUGAAGCAUUACAGACACCAACAUGUAAAGUCACAACCCUUUCUCUGAAUAAAAAUCAGAUCACCGGUGCCGGUGUUUCCAGUCUAUGUCAAGCAUUACAGACACUAACAUGUGAAGUUACUGGAUUAGGUCUGGCUGAUAUUCAGAUCACCGAUGACGGUGUUGCCAGUCUAUGUCAAGCAUUACAGACACCAACAUGUAAAGUCACCGACCUUGGUCUGGAAGAUAAUCAGAUCACCGAUGCCGGUGUUGCCAGUCUAUGUGAAGCAUUACAGACACCAACAUGUAAAGUCACCAUGCUUUAUCUGGGUCGUAAUCAAAUCACUGAUGCCGGUGCUGCCAGUCUCUGUCAAGCAUUACAGACACCAACAUGUAAAGUCACCGAUCUUGAUCUGGCUGGUAAUCAGAUCACCGAUGCCGGUGUUGCCAGUCUAUGUCAAGCAUUACAGACACCAACAUGUAAAGUCACAACACUUUAUCUGAAUAAAAAUCAGAUCACCGAUGCCGGUGUUGCCAGUCUAUGUCAAGCAUUACAGACACCAACAUGUAAAGUCACAACACUUUAUCUGAAUAAAAAUCAGAUCACCGAUGCCGGUGUUGCCAGUCUAUGUCAAGCAUUACAGACACCAACAUGUAAAGUCACCAUGCUUUAUCUGGUUGGUAAUCAGAUCACUAGUAGUAGAAACUAG